ACACCUUAGUAGCUCUACAAUUGAAGAAAAAAAAACACUAUGGAUUCUUUAUCUAACUUAGAAUUGUCCUUAGAAGAAUCCAAUAUAGAGAAGCCACAUAAUUUCACCCACCUACACUUCUAUUUCCAUGACACCCUAGAUGGUGAAAACCCAAAUACACUCAAAAUUAUCAGUCCACCUAAUGAAUCAUCUCAUGGUGAUUUUGGAUCCACUUUUAUUAUAGAUAACCCUUUGACCGAAGAAGAAGAUAUAAGUUCAAAACUUAUUGGAAGAGCUCAAGGAACCUAUGCUUUGGCUUCUAAACAAGGUGAUUUAGCUUUGAAAAUGGAUGUUAUUUUUGUUUUUACAGAAGGUAGCUACAAAGGGAGCACUCUUACUAUGUUUGGAAGGAAUGCUAUUAUGGAUGAAGUUAGAGAAAUGCCUAUUGUUGGUGGUACUGGUGUCUUUAGGUUUGCAAGAGGGUAUGCUUUGGCAAAGACUACUUUGUUUGAUCCUGCUUCUGGAAAUGCUAUUGAGGAAUUUAAUGUUAAGAUUUAUCAUUAAUAAGGUUAAACAUGUUUCUAAUAUCUAUUUCAAUUAAUAAAGGAGUUUUUUCUUAAGGCAAAAUAAAAUAUGUUAUUGAUUUUGUCAUAUACGACAAUGAAUAUAACUUUUAAAGGGAUUGAUUUUGUCCCUAAAUGCAUAGCAGUUGUUGUCUGUUUAUCUGUUAUUUCCGUG
This is a messenger RNA of Lathyrus oleraceus (garden pea), 717 nucleotides long. Its product is annotated as dirigent protein 21. NCBI's taxonomy places the organism in Eukaryota, Viridiplantae, Streptophyta, Magnoliopsida, Fabales, Fabaceae. The record is from RefSeq and is a predicted model, not a curated record. The transcript has a single exon. The coding region runs from base 40 to 543 and encodes 167 amino acids.